Knipowitschia caucasica is the source of this 1116-nucleotide messenger RNA. The record is from the annotation of a GenBank genome assembly. Lineage: Eukaryota; Metazoa; Chordata; Actinopteri; Gobiiformes; Gobiidae.
AUGACUGUCCGAAACAUCGCAUCCAUUUGUAAUAUGGGCACCAAUGCCUCUGCUCUGGAGAAAGACAUCGGCCCAGAGCAGUUUCCCAUCAAUGAGCACUACUUCGGAUUGGUCAAUUUUGGAAACACAUGCUACUGUAACUCGGUGCUGCAGGCGCUUUACUUUUGUCGACCUUUCCGGGAGAACGUCCUGGCGUACAAAGCCCAGCAGAAGAAGAAGGAGAACCUGCUCACAUGCCUGGCAGACCUGUUCCACUCCAUCGCCACGCAGAAGAAGAAAGUGGGGGUCAUACCACCCAAAAAGUUCAUAUCACGACUGCGCAAAGAGAACGAUUUGUUUGAUAACUACAUGCAGCAGGACGCCCACGAGUUCCUAAACUACCUCCUCAACACGGUGGCGGACAUCCUGCAGGAGGAGAAGAAGCAGGAGAAGCAAAAUGGACGCCUUAAGAACAAUGGCACAGCCAUCACCACGACAACGGAACCUGACUCUGAGAAUAAGACCGAGCCCACCUGGGUCCACGACAUCUUCCAGGGCACGCUGACCAACGAGACGCGGUGCCUCAACUGCGAGACGGUGAGCAGUAAAGACGAGGAUUUCCUGGACCUGUCUGUGGAUGUAGAGCAAAACACAUCGAUCACUCACUGUCUCAGGGACUUCAGUAACACAGAGACGCUGUGCAGUGAAUACAAGUACUACUGUGAGAUGUGCUGCAGCAAACAGGAGGCACAGAAACGGAUGCGUGUGAAGAAGUUGCCCAUGAUCCUGGCGCUGCAUCUGAAGAGGUUUAAGUACAUGGAGCAGCUGCACAGAUACACAAAGCUCUCGUACCGCGUGGUUUUCCCUCUGGAGCUGCGCCUCUUCAACACCUCCUCAGACGCUGUCAACCUGGACCGCAUGUACGACCUGGUGGCGGUGGUGGUGCACUGCGGCAGUGGUCCAAACCGGGGUCAUUACAUCACCAUAGUGAAGAGUCAUGGCUUCUGGCUGCUGUUCGACGAUGACAUUGUGGAGAAAAUCGACGCACAGGCCAUAGAGGAGUUUUAUGGGCUCACGUCAGACAUCUCCAAAAACUCUGAGUCCGGUUACAUUCUCUUCUACCAGUCCCGGGAGUGA